Messenger RNA from Pelobates cultripes (western spadefoot toad), 261 nucleotides. NCBI's taxonomy places the organism in Eukaryota, Metazoa, Chordata, Amphibia, Anura, Pelobatidae. The record is from the annotation of a GenBank genome assembly.
AUGAGACAAAUCGAUGGCAAAUACUGCCAAUACAACCUACACGAACCUAAAAACCAACAGCGAGAGCAAGGGGGCAAAGCCUUCAACCGACCGAUGCCCUUCGUAUACCGUCAGACAGGACGGAAAACACGCCGCACAAACAAGGCCUACUCAGACUACAGGGCCUUCGAAAUGUCGCUCCACAACGCGGUCCAUUCCAUAGCCUUACCAUCCACAGAGAACACAACCACGGACCCGGAAAACAUGGGACGAAAAUCCUAG